Sinocyclocheilus rhinocerous is the source of this 514-nucleotide messenger RNA. Its product is annotated as disrupted in schizophrenia 1 protein-like. The transcript is spliced from 2 exons. The record is from RefSeq and is a predicted model, not a curated record. The coding region runs from base 48 to 332 and encodes 94 amino acids. Lineage: Eukaryota; Metazoa; Chordata; Actinopteri; Cypriniformes; Cyprinidae. Gene Ontology annotation, biological process: cilium assembly; neuron migration. Gene Ontology annotation, cellular component: microtubule organizing center; intermediate filament cytoskeleton; microtubule.
AGCACCACACUUGAGCAGCUAGAGAUGUGUGUGAGCAGCAGGGUUUAAUGGGUGUGUUUGUGUCUCAGGAUCUGUGUGGAGAGACGACAGAGCUGACGGAGCGCUGUGAACUCAUCAGUGAGCGACUGCAUUACCUGGAAGAGCAGCUUCAGACCGCCAUAGAGCAGCACGACAUGGACCUCACUCUGUCCUUAGAGAAGGAGGUUCAGGAAGUGAAGGCUGCUCUUCAAGCGAUGCUGUCUCAGCUGAAGGAGGAGGAAGAGGAGGAUGAAGAGAAGUAUUGUGAUGUAGAAGAAGAGGAGCAUUACUUCAGUGACAGCUGGGAAAUCUGAACAGACUCAUGAUUUAUAUUUAUGUUGCAUUCACGGUGCCUGUGCAAGUCUGUUUUCAUACUGUCAUCUUGCACUGAGCUCUCGCACUUAAAGAGAAUAGUUCCUCUUAUUCUAGUUUCAUUUACUUGCCCACAUGUAAUUUUAAAAGCACUGUACUGUACUCUGUGCUGCAUUUUAGUCUU